This is a messenger RNA of Vitis riparia (riverbank grape), 843 nucleotides long. RefSeq names its product cold-regulated 413 inner membrane protein 1, chloroplastic-like. Bases 61 to 693 code for a protein of 210 amino acids. The transcript is spliced from 6 exons. The record is from RefSeq and is a predicted model, not a curated record. Gene Ontology annotation, cellular component: membrane. NCBI's taxonomy places the organism in Eukaryota, Viridiplantae, Streptophyta, Magnoliopsida, Vitales, Vitaceae.
CCUCAGUCCUCGUCACCUCCCCGUCUCUCUCAACUCGCUUGCAAACCCGCAACAGCAGAGAUGUCGUCCCUUUCCAUCUCCACUGCAACCGCUUUCUCUCUCCAUUCCAAACCCUUUCUCUCUUUACAAUCUCCACCGCAUCAGGCCAAGCUCUUCUCCCUCCGGUUCCACCAUCUCAGGUUUCAGGGUAAUCAUGGCGUGGUGAUGAAGAAGAACCGCCGUGGAUUUGGUGCGGUUUGUUACUCUGCGCCUCUCACUCCUCAGAACCUCCAAUGGGUCUGCACUGUGUCAUCUGCGGUUUUAAUGCUUUCAAGGGGAACUGCAGCACAGAAAUCAUUCCUUGUUCCUUUUUUUGCUUUACAGGCACCUACAAGCAUCAUCUCAUGGAUCAAGGGUGAAUAUGGUGCUUGGGCUGCAUUCUUGGCACUCCUUGUUCGUCUCUUCUUCUUCAUUCCUGGUGAACUGGAGCUGCCUUUUGUAGCAUUACUACUGGUGAUUGUGGCACCCUAUCAAGUAAUGAACCUAAGGGGAACACAAAUGGGUGCGAUUGUUUCCCUGUUGAUUGCUGGAUACCUGGCUUUUCAGCAUUUCUCACGGGCAGGCAGUUUACAAAGAGCAUUCAACCAAGGUUCAGUUGUUGCCAGCUUAGCCAUCAUUUGUACUACUGCAGUGUCAUGCUUACUCUUUAUUUGAUUUUAUUGUGGAAUCAUAGUGAAGGAUUAUAUCAAUCAUCUGUAUAUUAUUGUAACUCGUAUCAAGAGUAACGGAAGCAAAAUAAUGUCAUAAAUUCUGAUACUUUCUUUCUUUUGCUUAUGCUUAAUGCAUUAUUUCUUUCCUAUGGAA